GCUGCACAGGCUGAAAUUAUUGUCCUGUUUCUUUCAGUUUUUGGGUAUGCUCUGCUGGCUCGCAAUGGCCCCUCCCGUUUUCCUCUUUUGCCAUUCUCUUAUUUCACCAUGUAACACACACUGCGCGAGCAGAAAUAACAAUGGAGGGAGGGGAGAUGUGCGGCAAGAGCGUGAGUGAGGAGGUGAAGCCGGAGUGGGAGGAAGGAGAGGUCUUGAUGCAGGGAGAGGGCGGAGGCGGAGGGGAUGGGGGUGCUGCGACGGCGGCGGGGGAAGCCAUGGCGCCGGUGCAGAUCGACGUGAGGAUGGACGUGGCGCUGCUGCACUGCCAGGCCUGCCUCCUCCCCCUCAAGCCUCCCGUGUUCAAGGAGUAUAUCUAUCUUCUUGCCACGGUUAUGGAAGUUGAAGAUCUGCGUUUCCUGUCGCAGUGCGAGGCCGCCGGGCACGUGGUGUGCUGCUUCUGCCGCGCCGGCCACGCCGCCCUCUGCAGCCGCGCCGGCACCCACUGCGGCGAGCUAGACGCCGUGCUCGGCGCCGCCAAGGUGCCGUGCCCCUACAAGGUGUUCGGCUGCGAGCGCUACGUGGUGUACCACGGCGCGGCGGACCACCAGCGCGCGUGCCAGUGCGCGCCCUGCUCCUGCCCGGAGCCCGGCUGCGUCUUCGUGGGAUCCCGCGCGAUGCUGCUCGACCACUUCGCCGCCGGCCACCAGCGCCACGCGGUCACGGUCCGCUACGGCCGGCCUUGGAACCUCGGCUUCUCCCUGUCGCGCCGCUGGCACGUGCUCGUCGGGGAGGACCGCAGCGUGUUCCUCGUGUCCCUCGGCCCGCUCGGCGCUGCCACCGCCGUGUCGCUGGUCUGCGUCAGGCCGGACGGCGCGGGCGAGGCGGCGCCCCAGUUCCGGUGCAAGCUGUCCGUGGAGCGCCCGGCGGGCGACGACAAGGACAACCUGGUCCUCAUGACCUCGGCGGUGAGCAGCAGCGCGCUGUCCACCGGCGCGCCGGCGCCGGGGCAGGGGAUGUUCUUGGCGGUGCCCCAGGAGCUGCUCUCCGGCGACACACUGAUGCUCAGCGUCCGGAUUGAUCUGAUCCGACCGGCCGGCGGCGCUCCCAAGUCUGCUACACCACAGGCCAGGACGCCGAGGAGGAUGCAGUGAAGUAUGCGUUUGAUAAUCUGCACCAUGUUAACUUAGAUGGCUUCUGAUGGUUUACUUGUUUAAUGCAAGAUAAGAGUAGUAGUACGUAUGACGAACUGUUCAAUUCAGUGGAAGUAGUGCAGCUAAGCUAUGGAUGAUUAGUACGAGUGUAUGAAUGAGACUAUGAAUUGUUCUGGCUUCUGACCACUUCAAUUCAGUAGCAAUGCAGCUAAGUAAGGGUAGCAGUAAUGUAGCUAAGCAAGGAUAGGAAUGCUUCACCCUUUGUUCUGAACAAAUAGCCUAAAUCCUAUUCAUGCCUCCGACAAGUAUUUCUGGACGGAGGAAAUACUGGCAGUAAUGCAGCUACUGGUUUGUAUUUGACCCGAGUCAAGUGCAACCAAUAUUUUUGACAAAGGAUGGGAUUUGUGAAGCAUUUUGUUCUAGCUUCUCUUACUGUACUGUACAAGGUUGUCCAUGCCCAGAUUCUUCAGUGGUUAGUUCACAUGAAAGGAGCUUCUAUAAAU
This is a messenger RNA of Triticum aestivum (bread wheat), 1654 nucleotides long. RefSeq names its product putative E3 ubiquitin-protein ligase SINA-like 6. Gene Ontology annotation, molecular function: zinc ion binding. The record is from RefSeq and is a predicted model, not a curated record. The transcript has 2 exons. NCBI's taxonomy places the organism in Eukaryota, Viridiplantae, Streptophyta, Magnoliopsida, Poales, Poaceae. Bases 141 to 1151 code for a protein of 336 amino acids.